GGGCUCACACAUUUCUACCUUUUAAUCGAGUGCUCUGCUCCCACCCCCUCCUCCAUCAUCCCCUUCCUAUAUAAACUCUCCCUCGAGGCCUCGACCAACAGCGUCGGACGAAUCGCGUCCCAGCAGCCUGUGACCUGACCUCACUCUGUCCCUCACAGAAGCCGAUCUGACCAACCAGCUCUCGGCAGCCACACGGCCGGCCAUGGCGGCAACGGCUAGGCAAGCUAGGCGGCCAGCGGCCGGAGUAGCCUUGCUGGCCUUCGCCCUGUGCCUCCUGCCGGCGGUGGCUCGCGCGCAGCUCCGGGUGGGGUUCUACGACACCACCUGCCCAAACGCCGAGGCGCUGGUCCGCCAGGCCGUCGCCGCCGCCUUCGCCAAGGACGCCGGCGUCGCCGCGGGGCUCAUUCGCCUCCAUUUCCAUGACUGCUUUGUCAGGGGCUGUGACGGUUCGGUCCUCCUGACAGUGAACCCCGGCGGCGGGCAGACGGAGCGCGACGCCGCCCCGAACAAGCCGAGCCUCCGCGGCUUCGAGGUGAUCGACGCCGCCAAGGCCGCCGUGGAGCGGAGCUGCCCGCGCACCGUCUCCUGCGCCGACAUCGUCGCCUUCGCCGCCCGCGACAGCAUCAGCCUCACCGGCAGCGUCUCGUACCAGGUCCCCGCUGGCCGGCGCGACGGCCGCGUGUCCAACAAGUCGGAGACCGUCGACCUGCCCCCGCCCUCGUCCACGGCGAAGAACCUCACCGACCUGUUCGCCGCCAAGAACCUCAGCGUGGAGGACAUGGUCGUCCUCUCCGGCGCCCACACCGUCGGCCGCUCCUUCUGCAACUCCUUCGUCGGCCGCGUCUGGAACCAGACCGCGACGCCCCCCGCCGCCAUCGUGGACGCGGGGCUGAGCGCGUCGUACGCGGCGCUGCUGCGCGCGCUGUGCCCGGCGAACACGACGCAGGAGACGCCGAUCACGACGGCCAUGGACCCCGGGACGCCCAACGUGCUGGACAACAACUACUACAAGCUGCUGCCCCGCGGCAUGGGGCUCUUCUUCUCCGACAACCAGCUGCGCGUGGACCCGCGGAUGGCCGCGCUGGUGGGCAGCUUCGCGGCCAACGAGACGCUGUGGAAGGAGAAGUUCGCGGCGGCGAUGGUCAAGAUGGGCCGCACCCAGGUGCAGACGGGGGCCUGCGGGGAGGUCCGGCUCAACUGCAGCGUCGUCAACCCGGCGUCCUCGUCGUCGUCCAUCGAGCUGGCUUCCAGCACGCCGGCCGUCGACGAGGAUGGCGUCGCCACGAGCUAAAACUGAUGACAUGCCUCUCCGGCCGCCGCCGUCGUCGAUCGAUUCAAGAUUUGCGCACGUUUCAUUUCAUUUCUAGCUUGAUUUUGUGGCCUGGACACUGUUUGUUUUUGCUAGGCUUUUGGACGUGACGGUGAGCAUCUGCGCGCGUCUCCUAUAUAGUCUGCACCUGAACUUUCAGUGGUCGACUAAUAAUAAGCACGUACGCGCGUGUUUCGUGUUGUUGUCACGAUACUGUUGGUCUGAUGAUCGAUGAACAUGAGAGUUUGUUACUUCCAUUGUCAUAUUAUAGGUCGAUUUUCACACUGCUA
Panicum virgatum (switchgrass) is the source of this 1599-nucleotide messenger RNA. RefSeq names its product peroxidase 1-like. Gene Ontology annotation, molecular function: peroxidase activity; heme binding. Lineage: Eukaryota; Viridiplantae; Streptophyta; Magnoliopsida; Poales; Poaceae. Gene Ontology annotation, biological process: hydrogen peroxide catabolic process; response to oxidative stress. The record is from RefSeq and is a predicted model, not a curated record. The transcript has 3 exons. Gene Ontology annotation, cellular component: plasmodesma; plant-type cell wall. Bases 203 to 1291 code for a protein of 362 amino acids.